AUGCAUAUUUUGCAGUCCUGCUGGAUCACGCAUGAUGCCGGAUGUGCUCUUCAUAAUCGGGUUGCAAGGAAACUCGCAAAACGUCUCCGUCAAUUGGGAUACACCGUCUUCGAGGAGUUGAGAGCACCUACUUCGACGUCCUUCAUCAAACCUUACCUAGUCGCUGUUCGAGAUCACCGUGCAACUGUAAUAGACAUCAGCAUAGGCUCGGAUGGGCCCGGAGUGACUGUGUGGAAUGAGAAGAAACAGAAAUAUGGUGCUGAUGAAUAUUCCAGUUCAGUUCUACGUGUAAUUGGUUGCGAUUUCGACUUUUUGGUCCAUCAACCGAUGAUCAUCUCUUAUCGAGGGAUCUGCUUUCCUCAAUACGCCAAGGCUGUUCUUGGACUGGGGCUUCUUAAUAUCACAGUCAGUGUCUUGUGUUUGCUUGCCACUGUGGGCUCUCCACAGACAGCAGUGCUGACGGUCGUAACCCGAUUUCUCGAUCAAGUGGAAGGUGCGGACGUCGGCCGUAACUUGGAUGAGGUUUCUGGACACGGUCGGAAAGGGAACAUAAAGCUUGUCAAGUCACAUGAACUGAUAUCUGGUCGAGAUCAACGAAAAGGUAUCAGCACCACCAACGAAGAAAAUGCGAAGAGCUAG
This is a messenger RNA of Opisthorchis viverrini, 639 nucleotides long. RefSeq lists its product as hypothetical. The record is from RefSeq and is a predicted model, not a curated record. NCBI's taxonomy places the organism in Eukaryota, Metazoa, Platyhelminthes, Trematoda, Opisthorchiida, Opisthorchiidae. The coding region runs from base 1 to 639 and encodes 212 amino acids. The transcript is spliced from 3 exons.